AUGACAUCAACAUUUGCUGGCUUUAGUGAAGAAGAUUUGGAGCGGAUAAAAUCGGGAGUUGUAAUAAAAGAAACUAAAAAUACAAAUCCAAGAAGAAUACAGCAAAUUGGAUUGAAGUCCAAAAGGAUUUCAGGUCACUCAGUUAGCUUACAAAAACAAGCAUCAGAUGAAACUGAUUUAGACUUUGAACAGUGUAAACUUAGUAUAUGUACUCCAACAUCGCCCGGGAGCAGUGUAAAUAUGAUCAAUGAGCAAAAAGUUGAAGAUAGUUCUAAAUAUAUCCAAGAGAGCAACAUUGAACAACAUUAUAAUGAAAGUGGCCGAAAAAUUAGUACAAAUAUAACACCAGAUGUUAUUAGACUGGAUAAUUAUAUAGAAAAUGAAAUGGAGACCCAUAAAGUUAAGCUGGAAGAGCUUCAGCUUAGACAGAAGUUAAUGGAAGAACAAAAUAAGAGAAGAAAAGAAAUGUUGGCAAGGGCAUUGGCUGAUAGGACGAAACAGACAGAGGAAGAGGUACAAAAACUAGAAAAGAUAAAGAAAGAACUGCAAGUGUUGGAUGGGCAAUUCUCACAAGAUGUGGCUGUUUUAAGGAAGAAGAUAGAUCAGGCUUGUCUUUGUUACUCUGAAGCAGAAAAACAUUACUUAAGAGUGGAAAAAGAAUUCCUUCAGGCGAAAAUCAAUCUUCAAAAGGAGAAAGAGAAAAAGGAAUUGCUAACAGAACACUUGUGCGCGCUAAUCACUCACAACGAGACAAGAAAAGCACAAAAACUAGAAACUCUAAUGCUUGAACUUGCCAAUGAUAAAAACAAUGCCAUAAACGGUAUGGUUAAUGCUGCCAAUGAUGACUUUGAUGUUUCAAAGCCAAGUGAUGACGUACCGGAAAUAAUAGAUGGUGUCGAUCAGAAAACAGGAAAGAUGCUAGAAAUGUAUGAAGAUGAAUUAAGUGAACAAUAG
This is a messenger RNA of Leptosia nina, 954 nucleotides long. Lineage: Eukaryota; Metazoa; Arthropoda; Insecta; Lepidoptera; Pieridae. The record is from the annotation of a GenBank genome assembly.